AUGGAAAUACCAUGGGCCAUAUUCGACGAGGUGGACAGCCGCCCGUCUAGUUCUUUUGACCGCAGUAUACGCACAGAGACUUUUAACGGGGAGAAUGCCACUCUCGUCAUGACACAGAGGGCGGGAGUGCUUAUGAUGCGAGAGGGGCGUCAGGUGACAUGUUGCCUUAGUGUGAUGGGCGACAUCAACAACAAGGGGCUUCCUGCUUGUAGAAUGCAGGACGGGCGCAGCGAAAGUGAGGCGGAUGCCAUGUUCAAAGCGUUGCAGUUAGCCUCUGCGGACUACAACAAGAUCUGGCGGAUAUAUCAUAGUUGGAUAAAUGGGGAUGAAGAAAGGUCUCGGACUGAGGUGAAUUGGGUAUCGACGGAGCUACAGACUGAACUGGGUAGCCUGAUCUCGGACGUCAAGACCGUGGCAACUAUCAAUAUUUUCUUCAUAAUCGGGGUCGGUCUAAUCCUCGUUACUUUUCUCGUAGGGGCGUCUGUGCAUGUGUUUUACAGGUUGAAGCUGGUGAAGGUGGAACCGAGCUGUCGACGCGUCACGCUAGAGACUAGCCGCAGGGUUUUGGCGAUGUCAGCAAGUUGCAAAUACAAUUGCGGCAUGGUGCCCGGGGCGCCGCCUCGAACAUCACUAGUCCGGAGCGGUGACAAGACAUGUCACUUGGACACGUCAUAUUCUUUGCAGGACGACUCGAUAAGUGCAACCGAGGCUGCAAAGGAAGGGCUAGUGCUGGUGGGACGCAGGGUGCGAGCACGCGACGGAGAAGAAGCACAGUCGGAGGGUUCGCUGCCUCAUUGCUGUGCGGUCGGGCGUGUGGCUGCGGCAUACCGCUCUCGGGGCAGGGGAAGGCGGAACGACGAGCACAGGAUUGCGUGGGUGAAGAGCCCAGGUCGAUCCAAGACGCUGCUGGCGUUGGUGAGGAAGGAUGGGCGGAUGCGUCCUUUGGAAGACUGUGAGGGCGGUAGGGAUGAUAUCAAUUGA
Messenger RNA from Chondrus crispus (carragheen), 981 nucleotides. RefSeq lists its product as hypothetical. Bases 1 to 981 code for a protein of 326 amino acids. The transcript has a single exon. NCBI's taxonomy places the organism in Eukaryota, Rhodophyta, Florideophyceae, Gigartinales, Gigartinaceae. The record is from RefSeq and is a predicted model, not a curated record.